Messenger RNA from Phytomonas sp. Hart1, 1062 nucleotides. The record is from the annotation of a GenBank genome assembly. NCBI's taxonomy places the organism in Eukaryota, Euglenozoa, Kinetoplastea, Trypanosomatida, Trypanosomatidae.
AUGAUCUACGAGAAGCCAAAAGUCGAAAUGGGUAUUGCGCUCAUCGAAAGUGAAGAAGCCUUCAAACGAUCGGCUAUGGCCACUGAGGAGGAUUACAAAGCUCGCUACUACGCUGCGCAGCGAAAUUAUAAGCUGAAGAUCGAUCGUCAUGGAUUAUACGCUGAUGCAGACAUGUAUAAAGGAAAAGGUCCCUUGGUUUCAGCACUUUUACAUACCCCGAACGAGUAUAUUAAGUUUGGUUCCUGUUUUAAACCAGAGGAGGUUGAUGAACCGAGUGGUUUGGAAGCUCUAAACGAUGAGCUUCGUACGCUCGCGCAGGAACGGGGGUUCAGCAACCGCUAUGGAAAGACCUUUUUCUCGCUUGUUCAGCGCCAGCGCGAAGAGUACAACGAUAUCAUAAAAUUGCAACAAGCUAGCUUUUGCCGGGUCGCCAAGGAAUAUUUCACCCUCACUUACGGGAAGAUGAACAAAUUUUUGCUAUCGGAAGUGAGGGCACGCAAACUGAUUGAGGAUGUGGAGAUGGCCGAGGGAGUGGUGCUGAUGAAAACACUACGUCGGUUUAUUGAAGAAUGUGAGGAGCGGAUUAUUCGAAGAACUUUCGACGAGGGCCGUUUAACCAAAUAUUCAAAUGAAGACGAUGAUAUCCACAGACCUCCUGUGCUGGAUAGCAUGUAUGCGGUUCCCUUACUACAAAGGGCGAUGACAAUUCGAGAGGAGACGAUGUCAGAGCAUUCGAUUGCGUUUUGCAAUCUCCAAUUGGGGAUGUUGACGCAAGCGGAUCUUUGUAAGAUGGGACUAUUAUGGCGUAAUGCAAUCACAGAUACCCUAGAAAUCAUCCCAGGUGCCAAGAUUCCCUUUCAUCUUCGCGAUUCCGUGGCUUACGCCUUCAAAUCCGAGGCCCUUUAUAUUGCUCUUGACGAGGAAAACAAACGGAUGACUCUCAUUGAGCAAGAAGAACUGGCAAUGGAGAUGUUACUGGACUUUUGCAAUCCUCAAGUUACCAUGGAAAUAGCUAAUCAGGAGAGGAGGAAAAAAAUUAACACCGCCAGAUUAACAUUGUAA